AUGUGCUCUUUCAAGAAACACGUCGCGUUCGUAAUAUUCAUACUGUGUCUGAUUGAAAAGACAUCAGGUGGCCUGUACCUUCAGCUGGUAAACAGCUUGUGUGACAUCGCGACACGUCAUUUUACGCCAUCAAACACUAUAGUUUUAUCCCACAACAUACCAGUGGACAACCUCUCUGCCUCUCGAAACAUAUUCCCAGACUAUUACACAUUUGAGAGAGUCCAAGAAAAUAGUUUUAGUGAGCUGCGUUCCGUCGUGGAUUUAUGGCAUAUGAUACUGGAGGAAUUCAACAAGAUUGAAGAAUGGACUUUACUUUCCUUCAGCGCAAACGACGGCCUAGAAGAUCAGGUGCCGUCAAACAAUAACGAUGGAUAUGUACUACUGUCUGGAUAUCAUCUGCAUAAGGAUGUAAUGAAGGAUAUAGGACACCAUUUGCAGAAAUUAAAACACAACUGGGGGUGGAACCCCAGAGCAAAAUUUGUAAUACUGGCUACAGAGAUAUCGGACACAGAUGCUAAAAUGCUUGCUACAGAUAUUUUUGCUGAACUGUGGAUGUCAAGAGUAGUGGACUCAGUUGUCUUGAUUCCAACAACAAAUAAAUACACAACAGACACUGUGAACGUAUUGGACGCGUAUAUUUGGUUUCCGUACCACCCUGCAGGUCAAUGUCCUGAUAUAAAAGAAGCUGUUCUCUGGGAUCAGUGGGUACUGAACAACGCAAGCAUUGGACGUUUUCUUCACAACGCGUCUCUUUUCCCGCAGAAAAUUCCUAGAGAUCUUCAUGGCUGUCCCCUGACGAUUUCUACUUUUGAACUAUCACCUAUGGUAAUGAGAAAGAAUACUAUUAAACCAGACACUGAAAGUAUUACGUAUGACAAAGGCCUGGAGGUACAGAUUCUAUCAGAAUUUGCGAAGAGUACGAACAGUAGCAUAAAAUACCGCGACGCCCCGCCUGAUGGCGGACAGUGGGGCUGGGACAUCGGUAACGGAACGUGGAACGGCGUGACGGGUGAAAUCGCCAGGAGCUACUCAGAUAUCGGAAUGGACUGUCUGUGGUACAGGUGCCACUUAGUCAAAGAAAUCGAGUGCCUGAGACCUCAUCUUAUCGACAAGGUCAGAUGGUACGUCCCAUGUGCCGUGCCAUAUCCUAGAUGGAUGAGCCUCACCAGGGUCUUCAAACUAUCACUUUGGCUGAGUUUCCUUGGAGCUUACGUAGCUAUUUCAGUCAUAAUGUGGCAGGUAGUGAAGAUAAACAGUUAUUUUUCCACCGAGGCAGCUCUGAACCAGGCUUAUACCAGCUUACCCAAGUGUCUACUUAAUUUCUGGGCUAUUAUCCUUGAAGAGUCUGCUUCCAACAACCCUCCUGACGUGGUACUGAUAAGAGCCGUAUUCUUUGCGUGGGUGUUGUACUGUUGGGCUAUCAACACCGUGUACCAGACAUACUUUACAAGCUUCUUAAUAGAUCCAGGACUUCAACGCCAGUUAGGUUCAGAAGAUGAAAUCCUCGCUUCUGGAAUCGAUUACAAUACUGAAACAAGCAUUAUAUCUCUAUACGGUGAACUCGCCGGAACGCGAUAUAAACACAUGAAUGGUACUGAUUACAUUGACACAGCCGAAGAAAGAGUCUCGAAAGGUACGCUGGCAUUUCUGUUCUCCAAGUAUCUCGUGGAUUAUAAAAUAGCUGUCAAAUAUAUGGAUGCCAACGGCAAGCCAAUAAUUUGUGAGAUCGAAGAAGAUUUUGCUUUCAAUUUUAUAACGAUCUUUGUUCCGAAAGGUUCCCCGUUUAAGACUCGGUAUGACGAAGUCUUACUUUCCAUGAUGCAAGCUGGGUUAGUAGAUUUAUGGUGGAACAGUAUAAAGUACACCGCCAAUCUUGAACAGGCAUCAGAUUUCAAUCUGCCUCCAGGAGAAUACAUUUCCCUGACAAUGGAGCAUUUGCAAUCUGCAUUCUAUUUCCUGUUCAUGGGAUACAUUAUAUCGGUUGUGUGUUUUUUAUUAGAGUUAAGUCAAUUCUGUAACCACCGAAACCACAAAAAGAAAUAA
Molecule: messenger RNA, 2043 nt
Organism: Zootermopsis nevadensis
Lineage: Eukaryota; Metazoa; Arthropoda; Insecta; Blattodea; Termopsidae
Product: glutamate receptor ionotropic, kainate 4
Source: RefSeq, a predicted model, not a curated record